This is a messenger RNA of Stereum hirsutum FP-91666 SS1, 1302 nucleotides long. RefSeq names its product ATG16-domain-containing protein. Gene Ontology annotation, biological process: autophagosome assembly. Lineage: Eukaryota; Fungi; Basidiomycota; Agaricomycetes; Russulales; Stereaceae. The record is from RefSeq and is a predicted model, not a curated record. Gene Ontology annotation, cellular component: autophagosome membrane. The transcript has 4 exons. The coding region runs from base 84 to 1004 and encodes 306 amino acids.
GCUGACGCCUCAGCAGACAUCCCUCGCCACUUCAGUCGUGUCAAGUACCCUCCCUUUCUGUCUACCCUGGCUGCCGACUACUCAUGGCGGAACCAGCCUGGCAGGAGCUUCUGCGUCUGCGGUUGACGGAGCGCAAUGCGAAGGAAUCCUCGUAUGCUCCUAUCAUCGAGCAGUAUCGGAGACUUGCACAGCAGACAAAGUUGCUCAAGGAACGUAAUGCGUCUUUGCUAAGAGCUGUUGCGAGUGUGAAGCAGAACCCGAGCAGUUCUACAGUCUUCGUACCGGGAACAGGGGAAGAGAACCCCGUCCGUGCGGCAUAUAUCUCUUCACUUGAAUCUCAGAUAUCAUCUCUGCGCGAUGAAUUAGCGACGGUGUACAAGACUCAGGGCCAAAAUGCACAGCGAUUACUGGCCAUGAACGAGACACUACGCGAGAAGGAGGAGAUAUCAAGGAUGGAUUCGGAAGCUUUGCGGAGAGCGAGAGAUGAGGCUGCGAACCUCAGACGGAAAGUAGACCAGCAUGCAGAGCUAAUGGCAGAGAAGGACCGGACGGCCCAGGUUCUCCACGAUGAGAUCAGCACGCUUCAGCUCGAACUCGGCCAAAUCGAAGAACGUAAUCAGAACCUCACACGGGACAACGCUAAACUCCUCCAACGCUGGCUCGACGCCAAACAAGCCGAAGUCAACAAGAUGAACGAAGCGAACGAUUUUUACGUCGACAUGCGCACCCGGCACGAAGCCGUCCUCAACUGGCGAGAUGGCUCCGAGGCCUCCACGUCCAACGCUGGAGAUGCCACCACGUCCAAUACUGGUGACGCCGCGGGUGCUACGUCGUCGAACACGGGUGAUGUGGACGGUCAACAGACGGAGCAGCGGCAGUCGGGAAAUGCGCACGCGUCGGUGUCGGGAAACGGGAGCGCGAACGGAGAGGGGAAGGGGACGGGGACGAGGGAUGGGACGAAGUCUCAGCCGGAGCAGACGGUGAAUCUGACACCGAAUGGCUAGUGGUAGAUGAUUGAUGUGGGAACUCCGUUCGCAUUCACGAGAUCUGGAAGAGUUGAGGUGGGAGGAAUUGUUGGCUUGUAGGCCUUGAUCGAAUAAUUAUUGGGUGGUCGAUAACUAUAGGCAGAGGAAGCAAGCAGUGGUGGAUGGUGGUUGUCGCAUACUUAUGGUUUCGAGGUAUCGUACUGUGCUUUUUUUGUUUGGUCUUUGAUGUUACAGUUAUACCCAAUGCUUCUACACUCGUUUCGUCUCUGCUCUUUUUUUCUUUCCCGGAUAUCAUAAUGGCAUCUAUCUAUCAGCG